Molecule: messenger RNA, 1334 nt
Organism: Zophobas morio
Lineage: Eukaryota; Metazoa; Arthropoda; Insecta; Coleoptera; Tenebrionidae
Gene: RfC4
Product: Replication factor C subunit 4
Exons: 6
Coding region: 230-1273 (347 amino acids)
Biological process (GO): DNA-templated DNA replication; DNA repair
Cellular component (GO): DNA replication factor C complex; nucleus
Molecular function (GO): DNA clamp loader activity; ATP binding; DNA binding
Source: RefSeq, a predicted model, not a curated record
UGCCAAGUGAUGUACUGCAUCAACUAAAAUAUAAAGAAAUGAGUCAUAACAAAAAGUAAAGCGCCACUAAUACUUCAAAAAUUGAAGAAGGUCAACUGUCAGAUGUCAAAUCGAACGUUACCUCGAUGUUUGACCUGGUUUGACGGUAAGACCUAACCUUACUUUAUUGUUUAUGGAGGGAAAUUUUGUAUGAAUUUGUAUUUGUUGAAACAUAAAUCACAUCUCAAUUAUGGAAGCAAUGGAAAUAGACGACACCCCACAACCAGGACCUUCAAAAGAACCAACCACCUCUGGUGCUAGCAAAAAACCAGAUAAUCUACCAUGGAUAGAAAAAUAUCGCCCUCAAACAUUUCAGGAAAUAGUAGGCAACGAAGACACAACAAAACGAUUGUCAGUAAUAGCCAAACAAGGCAAUUUACCAAACGUGAUCAUUGCUGGUCCUCCUGGUGUGGGCAAAACAACCACUAUCCUCUGCUUAGCUAGAAUUCUCCUGGGCCCGUCAUUCAAAGAAGCAGUUCUUGAGUUGAACGCCUCAAAUGAUCGAGGAAUUGACGUCGUGAGGAACAAAAUCAAAAUGUUUGCCCAACAAAAAGUGACACUGCCAGCAGGGCGCCACAAAAUUAUAAUUUUAGAUGAAGUUGACAGUAUGACCGAAGGCGCUCAGCAAGCCCUGAGACGCACAAUGGAAAUCUACAGCAACACCACUCGUUUUGCCUUGGCUUGUAAUUACAGCGAAAAAGUGAUAGAAGCCAUACAAUCGCGGUGUGCUAUUCUUCGGUAUUCUCGCCUUACAGAUGCUCAAAUUCUAGCAAGAACUCUGCAAGUGUGCCAAAAAGAGAAUGUAGAGUAUGUUGAGGAUGGACUAGAAGCUAUAGUUUUCACAGCGCAGGGUGAUAUGAGGCAAGCGCUUAAUAAUCUUCAAUCUACUUAUAAUGGUUUUGGGAUUAUUAAUGCCGCAAAUGUGUUUAAAGUGUGUGAUGAGCCUCAUCCUAUGCUUAUUAAGGAUAUGCUCAACAGUUGUAUUAGUGGUGAUGUGAGAAAAGCAUAUAAGAUUGUUGAUCAUUUGUGGAAUUUGGGAUAUGCAGCAGAGGAUAUAAUUAAAAAUAUUUUUAAAGUGUGUAAAAAUAUGGAUAUUGACGAGCCUUUGAAACUCGCUUUUAUUAAACAAAUUGGCGUUACACAUAUGAGGAUUGUUGAUGGAUUGUGUUCUUUAGUGCAGAUGUCUGGACUAAUCGCAAGACUGUGUAUGGAGGCUCAAGGGGUGAAAAAGUGAUAAUUUUGUUGUUCAUUAUGGUCGUCGAUUUUUUUGUAUUGGUAUUAUAGACUCUCAUUAA